CCAGGUGACGCGAGGAGGGCUCGCUUUGGGGCCGUCCCGUCGGCCUCAGUCAGACGGAGGCCGGGCGCGCCUGCUCUUUCCCUUUCUCUUUUGCCGGCAGGCGAGCGGGCCGGGGGUAGCGCCAGGGCUCAAAGAUGUCUAACUCUAAAAAGAAGCAGAGGUUAGGAAUCGUCACCCCCUGAGGACCCUUGGAUUUUGAUCAAAUGCCUGGAGAAGUCCAGCUGCACAGGGCAGCUCACCGGCUCCUGUGAUCCUGCCACCUUCGCCUUCCAGAUUCACGGCUCAGGUCCAAACCAUUUUAUUGCCGCAGCCUGUGCCACGAAUGGCUACCCAGAGGAAGCACUUUGUGAAAGAUUUCAAUCCCCAUAUCACCUGUUGUAUCUGUAAAGGAUAUCUUAUCAAACCAACUACAGUAACUGAGUGCCUCCAUACUUUUUGUAAGAGUUGUAUUGUGCAGCACUUUGAAGAAAGCAAUGACUGUCCCAGAUGUGGAAAUCAAGUUCAUGAGACCAAUCCAUUAGAAAUGUUACGGCUGGAUAACACAUUAGAGGAAAUUAUAUUUAAGUUGGUCCCAGGACUUCGAGAACAGGAACUAUACCGUGAGACUGAAUUCUGGAAGAAAAACAAACCUCAAGAAAAUGGAGAUGAAGAAAAUCCAAAAUCUGAAGAUCCCAAAGAUGAUGAAGAUGGAGAUGAAAAUCAAGAUGAUAAAGACUAUCACAGGAGUGACCCACAGAUUGCUAUUUGUCUGGAUUGUUUACGUAACAAUGGGCAGUCCGGGGAUAAUGUAGUAAAAGGACUGAUGAAGAAAUUCAUCCGGUGUUCUACACGAGUUACUGUAGGGACUAUCAAGAAGUUUCUAAGUUUAAAAUUAAAGCUUCCAAGUUCUUAUGAGCUGGAUGUACUAUGCAAUGGGGAGAUCAUGGGGAAAGAUCACACUAUGGAAUUCAUCUAUAUGACAAGAUGGAGACUACGAGGCGAAAAUUUUCGGUGUCAGAACUGCUCAUCUUCGCAAGUCUGCUCACAGGAUGGCUCUUUUUAUCAGUCUUACCCCAUGGUACUCCAGUAUCGACCCAGAAUUGACUUCGGUUAGACCAAAGGGCCAGAUCCCACUGAGAUUAAACCUGCACUAUAUUUACCCAUCGACAGAUUGCACAAUGAAUGGACGUGCCUGGAUUUGGGGGUGGGGGAGUGGGAAAACAAGAUCAGAAUUCCAGCAUGCAGAUAUGGACAUUUUCUUCAGCUGAUCAACGAUCUUCCCCCCAUUAGCAUAAUCCAAGUGCCAUUCUCCUACUGAAACAUUCAUAAGAUGUUUGUGACAUCAGAGUUUGCGAGUCAUAGCCAAAUAGUUAAAUGUAUAGUCUGAAUCUCUGGAAUACUUGCUUUGCCUGUUAGAAACCUUCCUUGGUCCAUAACAUUGAUUACAUCAGCAGAGAUGGCCAUCGGCUCUUUCACAUGUGGUGUUGCUGUUUGUUUCCCCGCCCCCCCCCAUUAACUAUCUUACUGAAAAAUGUUGUUUGAAAGUACUGUAUAAAAAGGUUAAAUAUGCCUUUACAUUUUUUUGUAUAUAAUACAUGUUUUAGAAAUGUGGUUGUUGUGCCACUAAUGUUUUCUCAUUCAGUUCCCCAUAGGUCCAGGUAGCUAACUCGUUAGUACACAGCAGUCUCUUUGCAGAAUUUGAAAUUUUAGAUUUUGUGUCAGAAAAGUUAAAUGCAACAUGUUUGUAUUGAAUUGAAAUGGUAUAAUGUCUCAUAUCCUUUCAGCAGUGUAUAUAACUUAACCUAGAGUUUUAAAUUGCAGAAAUAGCAAAUCUGUAAACAUGCAGCAGGUAAGGGUAUUUUGUCUUUUUAAAAGUCUAUUACAUAAUAUUUUUUUAAAUAAAAGAAGAAAAGGAAGUGUCAUAAACUGUAAUAUAAAAAGUGUUAGGUAUUUUUUGAAACUGUUGCCGUUGCAGGCUUCCCUUUUCAGAUUUCCUUGAAGGCAACGAUGUGGGAAAGAGGUAGUUUUGAAAGGUCCACUGCACCUAAAUAUACGUCUGUAUUAUUUUAGUAUAUUCAGUAACACAUCAACAUGUUGUAAAAUGUUAAUGGCAUUUCAACCACAUUUUCGGGUUAUCUGGAAUCUAAAAGCUAUAGUAGAAUUGGUUGUAACACCUGAAGCAGAAGCAGAUUUAACAUGAGUGACAAAGCUACCUGACCAAAACUCACUGACUGUUCGAGGGAGGGGGGAGGUUUCCCCUGAGAAGUGGUAGGGUUACAAAAAUACUAAUGGCUGCCUUAGGUAUCGCAUGUGCAUUCUUCCUUGUUUAAAAAUGUUGUGUUUUGUUUAUGGAUAUCAUUACAAAGCUAGUAACAUAUUGUUAUUUUGUUUCCUGUCUUCCAUUACUUUUGCACAGUUAAAAGCCAAAACAAUACAGCUGAAUGAUCUGUACAAGUUUUAAUAAACAGUUAUUUGUAGAGUAAACGACACACUACAAGUAACUACAUUCACUU
Lacerta agilis (Sand lizard) is the source of this 2492-nucleotide messenger RNA. RefSeq names its product polycomb group ring finger 5 (gene PCGF5). The transcript is spliced from 10 exons. Gene Ontology annotation, cellular component: PRC1 complex. NCBI's taxonomy places the organism in Eukaryota, Metazoa, Chordata, Lepidosauria, Squamata, Lacertidae. The record is from RefSeq and is a predicted model, not a curated record. Bases 323 to 1093 code for a protein of 256 amino acids. Gene Ontology annotation, biological process: regulation of transcription by RNA polymerase II.